This is a messenger RNA of Psilocybe cubensis, 255 nucleotides long. RefSeq lists its product as uncharacterized. Gene Ontology annotation, cellular component: small-subunit processome; nucleolus. The transcript has 2 exons. The coding region runs from base 1 to 255 and encodes 84 amino acids. Lineage: Eukaryota; Fungi; Basidiomycota; Agaricomycetes; Agaricales; Agrocybaceae. The record is from RefSeq and is a predicted model, not a curated record. Gene Ontology annotation, molecular function: protein binding. Gene Ontology annotation, biological process: maturation of SSU-rRNA from tricistronic rRNA transcript (SSU-rRNA, 5.8S rRNA, LSU-rRNA).
AUGGAAAGGAUGUUCGCGAAGCCGCUUGUGGACAGUCUGGAAGGGCACAUCGAUGCUGUUGAGGUCCUGUACAGGCGACCUGGCUUCCUAACAGGUGUGGCCAGUGGAAGCUGGGAUGGAGGAAUAAUCCUCCACAAUCUUGCAACCCGAAAACCGAUCGCCAAAAUUCCCCAGGCGCACAAGGGAAAGCGUCAGGGCUAUGCUUCUCUCCGGAUGGUCAAAGGCUUCUUAGCUGCGGUGUCGAUCGUAACGUGA